Molecule: messenger RNA, 1685 nt
Organism: Puccinia graminis f. sp. tritici CRL 75-36-700-3
Lineage: Eukaryota; Fungi; Basidiomycota; Pucciniomycetes; Pucciniales; Pucciniaceae
Product: glyceraldehyde-3-phosphate dehydrogenase
Exons: 9
Coding region: 151-1158 (335 amino acids)
Biological process (GO): glucose metabolic process
Molecular function (GO): oxidoreductase activity, acting on the aldehyde or oxo group of donors, NAD or NADP as acceptor; NAD binding; NADP binding
Source: RefSeq, a predicted model, not a curated record
AGGGACGCAGAUAUAAACCCAGCCACCUCUCCCUUCCUCCCACUGCCCAUCCAUCUCUUGAACACUCUAGAAUCCCACCUUGAUACUUCCAUCCAGUAGAUCGAUAUACCUCUCCUCAACCUCCCAAUCCCCUUUUAAAACUAAAACAAAAUGCCAGUCAAACUUGGAGUCAACGGUUUUGGCCGUAUUGGUCGACUUGUCGUACGAAAUGCUAUGCUCCACGGCGACGUUGAGGUUGUUGCAAUCAACGACCCCUUCAUCGAUCUUGAGUACAUGGUUUACAUGUUCAAGUACGACUCCACUCACGGCCGAUUCAAGGGUAAUGUCAGCACCUCCAACGGCAAGCUUGUCAUCGACGGCAAGUCCAUUGAUGUCUACUCCGAGCGAGACCCUAGCGCUAUUGCCUGGGGCAAGUCUGGCGCGGAUUACGUUGUCGAAUCCACUGGUGUAUUUACCACCAAGCAGGCGGCCUCCGCUCACUUGAAAGGUGGUGCCAAGAAGGUUAUCAUCUCUGCACCAUCUGCAGAUGCUCCGAUGUAUGUCGUCGGUGUCAACCUUGAUUCAUACGACCCCAAGGAAACUGUCGUCUCAAACGCCUCUUGCACGACCAACUGUCUAGCCCCCCUUGCCAAGGUCAUUCACGACAAGUAUGGUAUCGUUGAAGGUCUUAUGACCACCGUGCAUGCCACCACUGCUACCCAAAAGACUGUUGAUGGUCCUUCGGGUAAGGACUGGCGUGGUGGUCGUGGUGCAUCUGCCAACAUCAUCCCCUCAAGCACCGGAGCUGCCAAGGCUGUCGGCAAAGUCAUCCCGGCCCUCAACGGCAAACUUACUGGUAUGGCUUUCCGAGUGCCAACUGCCGAUGUCUCGGUGGUCGAUUUGACCGUUCGAAUUGAGAAGGGGGCUUCAUACGAUGAAAUCAAAGCUACCAUCAAGGCUGCUUCUGAGGGUCCCCUCAAAGGCAUCUUGGGUUACACCGACGAGGACCUUGUCUCUACCGACUUUGUUGGUGACAGCCAUUCGAGCAUCUUUGAUGCCAAGGCUGGUAUCAGCCUGAACCCCAACUUUGUCAAGCUUGUCAGCUGGUACGACAACGAGUGGGGUUACUCCCGACGAGUUGUCGAUCUCGUAUGCGAAAUGGCGAAGCGGGAUGCUUAGUGGGAAGCCCAAGCUAUAAAGGGCCUAAUGAGAAAAAGCCUCUCAACAUGGUGCCCUCCCUUUAGAAGAUCUUCCAUGUCCAGCUUAUGAAAAUAAAACAGAAAUGUAAUAAAAAUAUUCCCGUAUUGUGUCUUAUCGCUUUGCCAAUGUUUCCAGGUUUCUUGUGGUGUCUCCCGCUGGAUAGCUCCUCUGGUUUCAAGUUAUUGACUGUCAAGUAGUUAGUAUCCGGCACAAAGAAAUAGACAUCUCUGAUUAGGUAUUCCAUCCACCUUUAUAUUUUGAAGCCCCGUUGGCUUCAAACAGAAGCCCUUCUGAUUUGUACCUUUUCGCCAUUUGCAACUCUCAAGAUGUAUACUCAACAGAUAAUGUGUGGCAAAGCAAGUGCACUUGUGAGCUGCCUGAUGCUCUAUAUAUACAUGUCUUCUCUCAAAAGCAAGCCCUGUAGACGGACCUUACUUUUGGAACAUGAAAGGGUGGUAAAAUGUGGACGCCUGCUUGUAUUUGCCGGGUUACAAGGUUACAUAAAA